UCCUGGCGGACUGCCUCGCUUUACGGCCGGGCCGCCGCGGCGCGACAGUUGCCGUUCCCUUGUCGCUCUUACCGUCAACAUGGCGUCGGGCAGCGGGACUAAGAACCUGGACUUCCGCCGGAAGUGGGACAAGGAUGAGUAUGAGAAGCUUGCAGAGAAGAGGCUCACAGAGGAGAGAGAGAAGAAAGAUGGCAAGCCAACUCAGCCUGUCAAAAGGGAGCUGCUGCGGCACCGCGACUACAAGGUGGACCUGGAGUCGAAGCUGGGCAAGACCAUUGUCAUCACCAAAACCACCCCUCAGUCAGAGAUGGGAGGGUACUACUGCAAUGUCUGUGACUGUGUGGUGAAGGACUCCAUCAACUUCCUGGAUCACAUCAAUGGCAAGAAACACCAGAGAAACCUGGGCAUGUCCAUGCGAGUGGAGCGCUCCACGCUGGACCAGGUGAAGAAACGCUUUGAGGUGAACAAGAAGAAGAUGGAGGAGAAGCAGAAGGACUAUGACUUUGAGGAGAGGAUGAAGGAACUCCGUGAGGAGGAGGAGAAGGCCAAGGCCUACAAGAAGGAGAAGCAGAGGGAGAAGAAGAGGCGGGCAGAGGAGGAGCUGACGCUGGAGGAGGACGACGAGAUGGCAGCCGUCAUGGGCUUCUCCGGCUUCGGCUCCACCAAGAAGAGUCACUGAGCAGCUCAGGGCUCUCCUCUUGCCUGUUUGAACCCAGGGGACUCUGCAUAGCUCUUACCAGGACUUGGCUGAGGACUGCUCCCCAGAGGUCCCAGUAGAAGUUGGCCGGAGGAACGGAGAAGCAGCUCCAGUCCCUCCUCGUGCAGCAGAGCAAGCCCCGCCUGUCCUUAGCUCCCCAGCUCCUUCUGUGUCCUAGAUCUGGCUGCUCAGCACCGCUGCCUUUGUGUGUCACGGAGGUGCCACCAUCCUGUGCAGGUGGCCUGGCUGGGGCUGACUCUCUGUCACCCUGGGCUCGCCGCUCCAGGCCCUGGCUGCCCUGCGCCUUUGCAGCGGUCGGGGUUGGGGUCACACGCAGCAGGGAGCAGUGCUGAGCCCCCCUCCCUGUGUCCAUCUGGCUUGUGCUGAGCAGAGCUGGGCCGGGGCUGGGGUCUGCAUGGGGGUCUGGGUCACCUGAGCUUCCCCCUGUGCCUGCUGUGCAGGGGGCAGCUCCCUGCUUUCCCUUGUGUUUCGUCCCAUAGCUGUGGUGAGCGGGAGAGGGGCCGCGCGGGCUGCCAGAAAUAAAGAGGGGGUUUUAAUGAGGCCUCUGCCAGGGCUCUGGAGCCUUCCUUGCUGCCACAGCCUCCCUGGUGCCUCCUCAGCUGGGCAAGACUCCUGGGGACCUUGCUGGAGGCAAAGGUUUGUGGCCUCCUCUCUCUGGGCUCAGCUGCCAGCUGCCCUUGUUCCUGGCUUUGUAAAGGCAGCCUGGGAGUGGGUUUGGGAACAAGGGCAGGAGCAGCAGAGUGGGAUGGGAAAGGAGAAGGAAGGGAAAGGAGGAGAGGAUGGGAAAGGGAAAGGAGAAGAUGAAAAGGGUAAGAGGAUGG
Molecule: messenger RNA, 1539 nt
Organism: Dryobates pubescens (Downy woodpecker)
Lineage: Eukaryota; Metazoa; Chordata; Aves; Piciformes; Picidae
Gene: ZMAT2
Product: zinc finger matrin-type 2
Exons: 6
Coding region: 80-679 (199 amino acids)
Biological process (GO): mRNA splicing, via spliceosome
Cellular component (GO): spliceosomal complex; U4/U6 x U5 tri-snRNP complex
Molecular function (GO): nucleic acid binding; zinc ion binding
Source: RefSeq, a predicted model, not a curated record